Molecule: messenger RNA, 1282 nt
Organism: Photinus pyralis (common eastern firefly)
Lineage: Eukaryota; Metazoa; Arthropoda; Insecta; Coleoptera; Lampyridae
Product: coatomer subunit beta'-like
Exons: 3
Coding region: 119-1267 (382 amino acids)
Biological process (GO): retrograde vesicle-mediated transport, Golgi to endoplasmic reticulum; intracellular protein transport; intra-Golgi vesicle-mediated transport
Cellular component (GO): COPI vesicle coat
Molecular function (GO): protein binding; structural molecule activity
Source: RefSeq, a predicted model, not a curated record
UAGUAAUGGUGCCGGCCACGUAAAUUUAGGUUGUGUUUUGUGACGUUUAUAAAAUAAACGUCGAAUGUUGGAAGAUCAAAAAUUCACGUUAUUUGUAUAUUAUUAGGAAAACUUAAGAAUGCCUCUUCGCCUAGAUAUUAAGCGUAAACUGACCGCACGGUCAGACAGAGUUAAGUGCGUUGAUCUACAUCCCUCAGAACCAUGGAUGCUGUGCUCUCUUUACAAUGGGAACAUUAAUGUAUGGAAUUAUGAGAAUCAGCAGCUUGUUAAGACGUUCGAAGUUUGCGACCUUCCCGUACGUGCAGCAAAGUUUGUGCCACGUAAAAAUUGGGUGGUCGCCGGUUCCGAUGAUUACCAAAUACGAGUUUUUAAUUACAACACCUUGGAAAGGGUGCAUUCGUUCGAGGCGCAUUCGGAUUACUUGAGAUGCGUUGUCGUUCAUCCAACACAACCGUAUAUUUUAACUAGCAGUGAUGACAUGCUGAUAAAACUUUGGAAUUGGGAGAAGUCAUGGGCGUGCCAGCAGGUGUUCGAAGGUCACUGUCACUACGUCAUGCAAAUAGCAAUAAAUCCGAAAGAUAAUAACACAUUUGCCAGCGCAUCCUUGGAUCGAACGCUAAAAGUAUGGCAGUUGGGGGCCGCUACGGCAAACUUCACACUGGAGGGGCAUGAAAAGGGCGUAAAUUGCGUAGACUAUUAUCACGGCGGUGACAAGCCCUACAUCAUUUCUGGAGCCGACGAUCGGCUCGUCAAGAUUUGGGAUUACCAAAACAAGACCUGCGUCCAAACUUUGGAAGGUCACGCUCAAAAUAUUAGCGCCGUCAGUUUUCACCCCGAAUUGCCGGUUGUACUCACCGGUAGCGAGGACGGUACUGUACGCAUCUGGCACGCGAACACGCACCGUCUUGAAAGCAGUCUUAAUUACGGCUUCGAGAGGGUUUGGACCAUCUGCUGUCUGAGAGGUUCGAACAAUGUGUCGAUCGGUUACGAUGAGGGUAGCAUCUUGGUCAAGGUCGGACGCGAGGAGCCGGCCGUCAGCAUGGACUCAAGCGGUGGGAAGAUAAUUUGGGCGCGUCACUCGGAGUUGCAGCAAGCCAACCUGAAGGCGUUGAAUGAGGGAGUCGAAAUACGGGAUGGGGAGCGUUUACCAGUUGCAGUCAAAGACAUGGGUGCUUGCGAAAUUUACCCGCAAACGAUUCAGCACAAUCCCAAUGGCCGAUUUGUUGUGGUGUGUGGCGAUGGUAAGUUUUCGGCGGUUAAGUUGUAGAUCCAUUUUGCGACC